GCCCUGACGGACGCGACUCCGCGAGUAGGAUUGGCCGUCGCGCUGGUCGACGUCAGCAGCGCACGUGUACUGCGUGCCCUUUUCGGCAGCCUGGCUGGGCACUCGCAGACGGUGCAUCGUGGCGAGCUUCGAGCGCUCUUGCUUGCCGUUCAGAGGUCGGCUGGCCAAACUCUCUGCGUUUCCGACAACUUGGCGGUCUGCGAGGGCUGGUGGGGCAGGUACGACCAGACCCCGUGCGGCGAGGACGCCGACCUGUGGCGGCUGAUGGGCGAGGAGUUCGCGCGACGGCCGCGCGGCGAGUUCGUGGUCUCCCAUGUCCUCUCGCACAUGGACCCCGAGAAGGCCGCAGCCCUCGGGGUCGACUACUGGGUCAUGCAGGGCAAUGCCGUGGCGGACGCGAUCGCUGGGGUCGCAGCCAACCUGGUGCGGCUUUCUACGGAGGCCCGCGGGCGCAUCGCUUGCGUCGAACACACGGCCCUGCUAGUGAGGAGGCGGCUGCUACGGGCUACCAUCGACGCCAUCGAGGCGGAGGGCCAGUCCGCCAAGAGGAAGCCGCGGCGGGCCCGCCUGGUGCCUCCCGGGCAGCAAGCCAUCGCCGUCCUCUGCACCGCGCACGUGCUGGAUGGCGCAGGCGGCUGCCAGCCAGAGGUGUCGUUGCUCGGCCUGGCACGGGGCCCGCACGGCUUGGCUUCAGGCACCGUGCGCAGGGCUGCGAGCGGUGAGCCGCAUGAGGGCCACACCCUGUGGCUGCACGCGACGGUCGACAUCUGGCUCGGCAUCCG
Messenger RNA from Prorocentrum cordatum, 782 nucleotides. The record is from the annotation of a GenBank genome assembly. NCBI's taxonomy places the organism in Eukaryota, Dinophyceae, Prorocentrales, Prorocentraceae.